Molecule: messenger RNA, 1321 nt
Organism: Silurus meridionalis
Lineage: Eukaryota; Metazoa; Chordata; Actinopteri; Siluriformes; Siluridae
Gene: pgp
Product: phosphoglycolate phosphatase
Exons: 2
Coding region: 213-1133 (306 amino acids)
Cellular component (GO): cytoplasm
Molecular function (GO): sn-glycerol 3-phosphatase activity
Source: RefSeq, a predicted model, not a curated record
CAUGUGCCAGGUCACGUCGGGAUGUAUUAGACAAGCGAGUGCAUUACUUAACACCAGAUAUCUCGUGUUGUAACAGCAUUUUCAACACACCGGUAUCAGUAUUAGCUCCUUCUUGACGACCGUUAAAGUUUGAACGAUUACUAACCGAGAGAAGCAGCUUUCAGUAGGACGUGAAGAGCCUGUGAGCUAACAGUGACCGCAACUAAGUUUCAAUGGCAGUGUCAAAAUGUACUCGGCUCAGUGGGCCGUUGACUAAACAGGUCCUGGACUCUGUGGACAGUGUGCUGUUUGACUGCGACGGGGUGAUCUGGCGAGGAGAUCAACCCAUUCCUGGUGCCCCCGAGGUGGUCAACUUGCUGAAAAAAGCCGGCAAGCGUGUGUUCUUCGUCACUAAUAACAGCACAAAGACGCGCAAAAUGUACAUGGAAAAGUUGGACAAGCUGGGCUUCGAGGCCAGUGAGGACGAGGUGUUCGGGACAGCGUACUGUUCAGCUGUCUACCUCAAAACCGUGUGCAACCUCCAGGGAAAAGUGUACUUGAUUGGGAGCAAUGCGAUGAAGCAAGAGCUUGAGGCAAUGGGGAUCGAGCAGGUCGGUGUUGGACCAGAUCCAGUCUCUGGAGGGCAGAAAGAUUGGGCCGGUGUUCCUCUGGACCCCGAGGUCAAAGCCGUGCUGGUGGGUUUUGACGAACAUUUCAGUUACAUGAAGCUGAACAGAGCGUUACAGUAUCUGAGCAAUUCCGAGUGUCAGUUUGUGGGGACCAACACAGACUCCAGACUGCCUCUGGAGGGGGGGAAAGCAGUCCCAGGCACUGGUUGCCUUUUGAAGGCAGUGGAAACAGCAGCACAGCGUCAUGCCCAAGUGGUCGGAAAACCCAGCAGCUUCAUGUUCAAAUGUAUGGCUAGCAAGUUUAAGCUUGACCCAAGUAAAUGUCUUAUGGUUGGGGACAGACUAGACACAGACAUCAUGUUAGGUACCACCUGUGGUCUGAAGACUCUGCUGGCCCUGACUGGUGUCUCAACGGUAGCAGAUGCCGAGGAACACCAAAGAAGCGGAUGCCCCAAGCGCCAGGGAAUGGUGCCUGAUUAUUAUGUUGAUAGCAUUGCAGAGAUUUUACCAGCCCUCCAAGCAUAGCAGUGAAUACUGACCAGGAUGUAAUAUGUAUUCUGUAGGUUCAGAACAAAGGGAAGUUUUUAUUACUGCUCACAUAACAGAGCUAACUUGAACAAGUUAAUUUAGUCUAUGUUGAAAGAGUGAAUAUUAUUAUUAUUAUUAUUUUCAGGACCUUAGAUCCCAACAUUAAAUUUUGUUGAUCUGUACAA